Kwoniella shivajii is the source of this 954-nucleotide messenger RNA. RefSeq lists its product as uncharacterized. Bases 1 to 954 code for a protein of 317 amino acids. The transcript has 6 exons. NCBI's taxonomy places the organism in Eukaryota, Fungi, Basidiomycota, Tremellomycetes, Tremellales, Cryptococcaceae. The record is from RefSeq and is a predicted model, not a curated record. Gene Ontology annotation, biological process: carbohydrate metabolic process. Gene Ontology annotation, molecular function: hydrolase activity, hydrolyzing O-glycosyl compounds.
AUGUUGAAAUUACUUGCCUACGCUCUCCUUUGUUCUCAGGUCUUAGCAUCUCCAGUAUCACCCCGAUGGUCAUCUGAUCAGUGCCAAAGCUCACCCCUUCGAUCGCUCGCUCAAGCCAAUAUUCAGUCAGUUCACCCGGAGAACGAGAUGAAGUGGGAGGUCAUCGAACCUCAAAGGGGUGUUUUCAACUGGACGGAAGUGACCUGGCAAGUUCCUGCCCUGGCUGAACCCCGAUUUCCGCGCUCACAACCCUUACAGGUCAUUGCAAAGGCAAAGGAAGUGGGUGGAAUCGUCCGAGGACACAAUUUCUGUUGGGACCAACAAACCCCCACCUACGUCACCAAUAUCACCGACCCUGACGAGCUUAAGACCGUUUUGAAAGAGCACAUCGAUGCAGUGCUUGGCAGAUACAAAAACGAUCUCUAUGCCAUGGACAUUAUCAACGAGCCACUCAACGACAACGGUACCAUCAAGGCAUCUGUGUGGUACGACGUCCUUGGAGAAGACUAUCUAGCUGUCUGUUUGCAAUACGCCCGUGAUGCCGCGCCAAAUCUCAAACUGUAUAUAAACGAUUACAACAUUGAAGCAGUCAAUAAUAAGUCUAUCGCCCUUGCUAGCAUCGUAUCUGGGCUCAAGGAUCAGGGAGUACCCAUUGAUGGGGUUGGCUUCGAGUCUCAUUUCGUUGGAGGAGAGGUACCAACAACACUACAGGCGAGUAUGAAGCAGUUCACCGACAUGGGCUUGGAUGUAGCUAUAACGGAGUUAGACGUCAGAGUUCCCGUCAAUAACUCGGGAUUGCCAACUCUACCUGGUUACAGAUUCAAGCCGAUGAUUAUGCGACGGUUGUCCAAGCCUGUCUUGACAACGGUAAUUGCCCAGGAAAAACCUGCUCUGGGCUCAAUCUCAUCUACGCUGGCCAGCGGGUUCAACUGCGGCAAUGGCGAUCGCAAGUGA